Asparagus officinalis (garden asparagus) is the source of this 1711-nucleotide messenger RNA. RefSeq names its product BTB/POZ domain and ankyrin repeat-containing protein NPR1-like. The record is from RefSeq and is a predicted model, not a curated record. Gene Ontology annotation, molecular function: protein binding. Gene Ontology annotation, biological process: defense response to bacterium; systemic acquired resistance, salicylic acid mediated signaling pathway; regulation of jasmonic acid mediated signaling pathway. Gene Ontology annotation, cellular component: nucleus; cytoplasm. Lineage: Eukaryota; Viridiplantae; Streptophyta; Magnoliopsida; Asparagales; Asparagaceae.
AUGGGAAACCCAGGAAUUCUCAACAGGCAGCAGCAGCAUCAUCAUCUCCUCCCCUCUUCCUCCGACGCGACCACCAACUCGUGGGCCCAACACCGGCGUGAGGCCCUCCGCCGCCUCUCCGAAAACCUCGCCGCCGCCUUCGCUCCCCGAAUUCAUCCCUUCACAGACGUCGUCAUCUCGUGGCCCGGAUGUGCUCGAGUUGAAGGUUUGGUGAAGGUUUUGAAGUUGGGUUCGACGGCGCUGGUCGGUUUGGGGUACCUGUACAGUGGAAGGUGGGCCCGCUGCCGGGGGGUCUGCGUCUGCGUGACGAGGAGUGUGGCCCAUGUCGGGUUUCCGCGGCCGGUGGAUUUCAUGGUGGAGGUGAUGUACAUGGCGUUUGUGUUCCAGAUUCAUGAGCUUGUCAGCUUGUUUCAGCGUCACCUCCUUGAUAUUAUUGAAAGAGUGGCCGUAGACGACAUACCCGUAAUCUUAUCCGUCGCAAACUUAUGCAGCAAAUCUUACACUCGGUUGAUUAAUAGGUGCAUCGAAAUUAUAGUCAAAUCAGACCUCGAUGCUGGCACGCUCGAGAAGCCAUUACCGCCUGAUAUACUCAAACAAAUCAUGGACUCACGAUUAAAGCAAGGUUUAACCGAACCUGGAACUGAUUCCACUGACAAACAUGUGAAACGAUUACAUAGAGCUCUUGAAUCAGACGAUGUUGAAUUAGUAAGAAUGCUACUGAAAGAGGGGCACACUAGUCUUGAUGAUGCAUGUGCACUUCAUUAUGCAGUAGCACAUUGCGACUCCAAAAUCACCACAGAGCUUCUUGAUCUAGGGUUAGCAGAUGUCAACCAUAGAAAUCUCAGAGGUUAUACUGUGCUUCACAUUGCUGCAAUGAGGAAGGAACCAAAGAUCAUUGUUUCUCUUUUAACAAAGGGAGCUAGGCCCUCUGAUCUUACAUUGGAUGGAAGAAAAGCUCUUCAGAUUGCUAAAAGGGUUACUAAGUCUGUUGAUUUUUAUAAAUCUACCGAAGAAGGGAAAUCAUCUCCCAAAGAUCGGUUGUGCAUUGAGAUAUUGGAACAAGCUGAGAGAAGAGAUCCUUUGAUAGGAGAAGCUUCAGUUUCUCUUGCAAUGGCUGGUGAUGAUCUGCGCGGGAGACUCUUGUACCUUGAGAAUCGAGUUGCUCUUGCAAGAAUGUUAUUCCCUAUGGAAGCAAAAGUAGCAAUGGACAUUGCUCAGGUGGAUGGAACUUUGGAAUUCACUUUAGGUUCCACAUCAGACCACCAAACUGGAGCUCAGAGGUCAACAGUGGACUUGAAUGAAACACCCUUCAAAAUCAAGGAAGAGCAUUUGUCUCGAAUUAAAGCACUCUCAAGGACAGUGGAACUUGGGAAGCGGUUCUUUCCUCGAUGUUCUGAGGUUCUCAACAGAAUCAUGGAUGAUGAGCUCACCGAUAUUGCUUCAUUUGGAAGUGACAACUCUUCAGAAGAAAGAAGAAGAAGAUAUCUGGAACUGCAGGGUGUACUCGAAAAAGCAUUCACAGCAGAUAAAGAGGAAUUUGAUAGAUCCACUAUAUCUUCAUCAUCGUCUACAUCAAUAGGAGCUACUCGAAUAAGGAGGAGAUAAUUCCUUUUUUCUUUGGAGUUGUAGGCAUUUCAUUUUCCUUUUCAUAGUUUGUAUAUUUUGGUGGUCAUAUGUAUAUGUAUUGGAGCGAUCUUGUGGUAACUGCCCA